Molecule: messenger RNA, 2049 nt
Organism: Caenorhabditis briggsae
Lineage: Eukaryota; Metazoa; Nematoda; Chromadorea; Rhabditida; Rhabditidae
Exons: 10
Coding region: 1-2049 (682 amino acids)
Biological process (GO): phosphatidylinositol-mediated signaling; phosphatidylinositol phosphate biosynthetic process
Cellular component (GO): cytoplasm; membrane
Molecular function (GO): 1-phosphatidylinositol 4-kinase activity
Source: RefSeq, a predicted model, not a curated record
AUGAUAUCAGAAGAUGACGUGGAAUAUACAGUAAAAGAACCGAGUUUGAAAGAUAUAGAUGAAAUAGUUGAGACACACGAAGAAGGGUCAACAGAUGGCUCAGUCUCCAUUGCCGCUAUUGAAGUACAAAACCAGACAAGGAAAGAGAUCGAAAUUGAGAAAGAAAAUGUCACAAUACCAACGCACGAUCGUCAAAGUUGGACAAUGCGGCUGAUUUCUUCAGAUAGUUUUGACGCUUCAAUGGCAGUGGAGUAUAUGAACUCAAUCCAAGAUAAACCUAGCUUGACAUUUCUUGGAAAACGGCUUUUCGAUUUGCCCGAAAAAGACUUGGAUUUUUACUUGCCUCAGUUGAUGUAUCUCUACGUUACAAAAGUAGACGCGGCUAGUGUGUCCCAUGCUUACAUUGAAAAAAGACACAAAAACGAUGCGCAGUUCACUGUGUUCUGUAUUUGGCUCCUCAACUGUUUCACGAAAAACAUUCCGAACAGAUAUGAAAAUCACGCGCUCAUGCUGAAAAGCUUGUUGAGCAGGUCAAACACAUUGGGAACAUCAAACACAUCGGAAAGUUUAAAUAUCUUAUCUUUGGACCGUUUGGAAGAGACAAACUGGACAGUUGGAUCCAAUUACGGGAGAAACACUGGGAGCAUUUCGACGUAUCAUGCAUCUUCGACUCUUUCAUCUGACGUUGAUUUGUACGAAAAACCUCGUUUUGGCCCAGUCACAUCUCAACUUCUCAACAAUCAGUUGAAUUUUAUCAGCAGACUGGUUUUCAUUGGUGUGAAGCUGACGGAGCAGCAUUUGUUCAGCUCAAAACAGGAGAAAACAAUUGCAUUACACUCUGAAAUGAACAUGCUGAAUUCCAUGCUUCCAAGCUCGGUUUGGAUUCCAUUUGACUUUGAGAACACAAUUUUCAAUCUUUGUGUUAACGAAAGUGCGGUAUUAAACAGUAAGGAGAAGGUGCCAUAUGUGUUUUUCGCUGAAGUCAUUCGAUCCUCACCCCACUAUAACUCUAAUUGUAACAUUAAAACGGCAACCUCUCUGAAUCAAAAACUGAAGCAUUCCGCCAGCAAUAAUAUAUUGAUGAAAAACAAGAGUUAUCACGAUUCAACAGAUCCAUCUAUUGCUGUUUUUGCUGAACCUUGGUCAGAGAAAAAAUCGCGAAUCCGAGAAUCCAGUCGUUACGAAAAUCAUCAAAAAUGGGAUUUGAUUCCAGUUAUUGUAAAAACUGGCGACGAUUUAUCACAAGAAGCAUUUGCUCAACAACUUCUUUUCACAUUUAAGGAAUUAUGGCGCGAGGAAGGCGUUCCACUUUAUCUGAGGCCUUAUAAAAUUGUGUGCAUCGGAUCAGAUGCGGGACUCAUCGAACCGGUUCUUGAUACUCUAUCACUUCAUCAGAUCAAAUGUCAUCUCACCAAUCUUUUCCGUACAAACGGGAACACCGCCACCCCAUCGUUGAAAAACCAUUUUGAAAAUGUAUUUGGACCUGUGAAUAGCGAGACUUAUGUGAAUUUUCUUCUAGUUCAGAUUAUUUUUUUCAGUGCACAAAAGAAUUUCAUUCAAAGUACUGCUGCAUAUAGUUUGGUUAGUUACUAUUUGCAACUGAAAGAUCGUCACAAUGGAAAUAUAUUACUGGACAUGGAAGGCCAUUUGAUUCAUAUCGACUAUGGUUUUCUACUAUCAUCAUCGCCUAGAAACUUGGGAUUUGAGACUGCUCCGUUCAAGUUGACAACAGAAAUUAUUGACGUUAUGGGUGGAAUAGACAGCGACAUGUUCCUCUACUAUAAAAGUUUACUGCUCCGUGGGCUUAUGGCUGCCAGAAAACACCAUCGUCGAAUUGUUUCACUUGCUGAAGUUAUGUCUGCUGGAUCCAAAAUGCAGUGUUUUCGGGCUGGGCGUGAAACAGUUCGUGCACUGGAGGCUCGAUUCCAUGUCAGCAGUACUGAUGAACAACUCCAGCAACUGGUCGACACUCUUGUGGAAGGUUCUCGAGAUAGUUACACAACACGGUUUUACGAUUCAUUCCAAUACUAUACGAAUGGAAUUCAUUGA